CUGGACUCAGAGCCAAGGUGGUGAGAAAGCUCCAGAAGGAGGAAACGCUCCUAACUUGCAAGGGGAGGGAAGUAGAGGACAGACAGACAGAAAUGGAUACAUAAACUGGGUCCAGCAACUUCUAGCAGGCAGGCAACCCUUGGGACCAUCUGUAUCCAAUGAGCUCUACAGUGUCUGCCUCCGUUGUGCCCAUGGCUGUGACGGCCUCCAAGAAGGAGUCUCCAGGUAGAUGGGGCCUCGGAGAGGAUCCGACAGGUGUGGGUCCCUCGCUCCAGUGCCGAGUGUGUGGGGACAGCAGCAGUGGGAAGCACUAUGGCAUCUAUGCCUGCAAUGGCUGCAGCGGCUUCUUCAAGAGGAGUGUGAGACGGAGGCUCAUCUACAGGUGCCAGGUAGGGGCAGGAAUGUGCCCAGUGGAUAAGGCCCAUCGAAACCAGUGCCAGGCCUGCCGGCUGAAGAAGUGCUUACAAGCAGGCAUGAACCAAGAUGCUGUACAGAAUGAGCGCCAACCUCGAAGCCUGGCUCAGGUCCACCUGGAGAGCAUGGAACCAGGCAGUGAUCCCCGACCAGAACCGGUGGUGGCCUCUCCUGCCUUGGCAGGGCCCAGUCCCCGGGGCCCCACAUCUGUAUCUGCAGCCAGAGCCAUGGGUCACCACUUUAUGGCCAGCCUCAUCUCUGCUGAGACAUGUGCUAAGCUGGAGCCAGAGGACGCCGAAGAGAAUAUUGACGUCACCAGCAAUGACCCCGAAUUCCCCGCAUCCCCCUGCAAUCUGGAUGGCAUCCAUGAGACAUCAGCUCGCCUGCUCUUCAUGGCCGUCAAAUGGGCCAAAAACUUGCCUGUGUUCUCCAACCUGCCUUUCCGGGACCAGGUGAUCUUGCUGGAAGAGGCAUGGAAUGAGCUUUUCCUUCUUGGAGCCAUUCAGUGGUCUCUGCCCCUGGACAGCUGCCCACUGCUGGCACCGCCCGAGGCCUCCAGCAGCUCUCAAGGCAGACUGGCCUUGGCCAGUGCAGAGAUGCGCUUCCUGCAGGAAACUAUCUCCCGCUUCCGUGCUCUGGCAGUGGACCCCACAGAGUUUGCCUGCCUGAAGGCCCUGGUCCUCUUCAAACCUGAAACACGAGGUCUGAAGGAUCCUGAUCAUGUGGAGGCUUUGCAGGACCAGUCCCAGGUGAUGCUAAGCCAGCACAGCAAGGCUCACCACCCCAGUCAGCCUGUGAGGUUUGGGAAAUUGCUUCUCCUGCUCCCAUCCUUGAGGUUCAUCACAGCUGAGCGCAUCGAGCUCCUCUUCUUCCGAAAGACCAUAGGGAACACUCCAAUGGAGAAGCUGCUGUGUGACAUGUUCAAAAACUAGUGGGAGUGCCAAGGGUACAGGCUCCUGGGCAACACAUCUUCGAAGCUAAAUAUUUUCCUGCCUUUCUCAUCCAGUAAUUCCACAUGCAGGUAUUUGUACCUUGCAGAAAUUUCUCCCAAAAUAUAUUAUUGGAAAGUCAUAGCUGUCUUAAUAUUAAUGCCCUAACUCUGUUUGGACAGUAGAAUGCAUGGAUGUGCUGUUACAGUCAUAGGAGAAACAGCUGUGGCAAACAUAAAAAUAAAAAUGAACAGGGGUCCAGGAGACAGGGAGACAUUUUAUUGCCUAGAAGUUGAACAAAAGCCAGGCAUGUAUAUCCCGUGUUCAAGACCAGGGGCGGCGAGGGGAAGGGAGGAAGGUGGGAAUGCAAAGAAAAGGAAAUGAGAAAAGAAAAAUCCAGAAUAAACCGAUAGAGAGAAAGCCAGAGUCAGCUCAGGGUGGGGGUGGGGAAUCGGAAGAGGGAAAAUGGCCUCCUGCUCUAGGAAUGCCCUUUAUUUGGUUCGGAUGAUAACUUGACAGUCAUUAAAACUCAUUGAGCACUUAAAA
Rattus norvegicus (Norway rat) is the source of this 1889-nucleotide messenger RNA. RefSeq names its product nuclear receptor subfamily 2, group E, member 3 (gene Nr2e3). Gene Ontology annotation, molecular function: sequence-specific DNA binding; DNA binding; zinc ion binding. The transcript is spliced from 8 exons. Gene Ontology annotation, biological process: intracellular receptor signaling pathway; DNA-templated transcription; positive regulation of transcription by RNA polymerase II. Lineage: Eukaryota; Metazoa; Chordata; Mammalia; Rodentia; Muridae. The coding region runs from base 159 to 1346 and encodes 395 amino acids. Gene Ontology annotation, cellular component: transcription regulator complex; nucleus. The record is from RefSeq and is marked inferred.